GUGCUGGAGUGGGCCUCACCUCCAUCAGCAGUGUUGGAGCUGGAGCAAGGGCCAACAUUGGCUCCAGCAGGAGAGGUAGCUGUUGAGCUGAACCAUCAUAUCUAGUGGGAAGUCCAUCUCCACUUGUGGCUCUUAAGGAGUGUGAGAAGAAGCCCAACCUCACGGCCUUCCCUCCUCAGCUGGUGGUGGAGCAGUUGACCAUGAUGGAUGCGGAGCUCUUCCAGAAGGUGGUGCCCUCUCAGUGCCUGGGCUUCACCUGGGGCAAGAGGAACAAGCCCGGCAAUGAGCACCUGACACCCACUGUCCAGGCCACCGUCGACCACUUCAGAAGGGUGGCCAGCCUCGUCAUCAUCACCUGCCUCGGGAACGCGAGCAUGAUGACCCAGGACAGGGAGUGCGUGAUCCGGAAGAACUUCUCAACCCGCACUGUCAUCUCUGUUCUGCAGAAAACCUCCACAAACCACUUGAAGAACACAUGGGAGGAAGUUUCCCUGGACAGCUCUGAAAAACUGAAGGAGCUCUAUAGCCAAGACGAGUCCUUGAGAAGAUAACUGAUGACCAAGGUUAACAAGCAGAAGGAUCUGUUAGGCCCCUUGGCCGGUGGGGUGCGAUUUUUGGGCAGGAGGCCCUGGUCAUGGGACACAGUGGUGUUGGCUGGGCUGUUCCAGGAGGAGUUGCUGAGCUGGUGCCAUCAGCAGGUCUCUGGCUUCUAUGCAUGUCCAUCCUGCUGGAAGUAGCGCCUUCCAGGAUGUUGGGUUGUUGAGGUGGGUUUAGCCCUCAACCUAAACCUGUCCUCAGCAAGCCAGGCCCCUGCUGCUCCUUCUCUCUUCACCACAUCUCCAAAGGAAGGGAACCCUGCCUGCCCCAGGGACAUGUACAGCUGGGGAUUCCCAUGGACCAGGUGGACAAACAGGCUGCUCAUCCUUGGGUCUGAACUGCUGGACCAGAGACAGAUGUGUGUGCAUUCUGGGACCCCCCACUGGACCCCUAGAGCAAUCACUCGAGUCAACCACAGGAGUUUAACCUGAGUGCCUGGUUGGCAAUGACAUAUGCCCCUGGUGGCUUAUCAGCAGCGUCUAGGCAACUGAUGGAUUCUUAGUGGAUCCUGCUGAAAGGAUGUUAGGAACUUCAUGUAAACAGGGAAGGAAAGUGUUCUGUCACCCCUUUCCCUGUGGAUCAGAGGUGGCAACUUGGAGGUCCAGUUCCUUAGUGGAUAAAGAAAGAGUUCAAUGCAGGGGAAUGUCCUGAGGGGUUCCUUGGGGAGGAGAAGGCUUUGGCAUGGCCACUGUCCCAGCUUGGGGGCCAAACACUCCACGGGACUGGGGCAGGCAGGAGCCACUCAACCAGACUGCCAAGACACACAGUCCUCUCCAUCCACGGCUCGGCCCAGGACCAAGCUUUGAGAGCUCGGGGACAGGACUCUUGUCAGUGGUGGGGCUGGUGGUUAGGGGAGGAUGUUGGAACAGAACCUAUGGCUGGGAGGGUCAAGGGGCCUCUCCUCUUUGGGCCCCUGAGCAACUCACUGCCCCUCUUUGGGCUUCUGUCUCCUCAUCAGGGAAGGGAGGGAUGGUGGUUCUGUGGUGCAGGCCUCACAGGGGUGUGAUGAGGUAAGAGGGAGGAAAGGAAUGUGGGAGCUUUCUGCCUGCUCCACCUGGAGGGGUGAAGGCGAACACAAUGAUGACAGUCAUGUGACUCUGAGUCCUCAGGAGAACCUGUGAAGUAGCUGGAGUUCUCACACCUUCCAGAUGAGUAAACAGGCUCAGAGAGUCCAGGCCACAAGCCCAAGCUCACACCCAGAGUGAGAGUUGGAGACGGGCUUGUUCUAGAAUCACAAAACCUUGGAGGGUGGCGUGACAUUGUUA
Messenger RNA from Diceros bicornis minor, 1862 nucleotides. Its product is annotated as ral guanine nucleotide dissociation stimulator-like. Bases 201 to 551 code for a protein of 116 amino acids. Gene Ontology annotation, molecular function: guanyl-nucleotide exchange factor activity. Gene Ontology annotation, cellular component: plasma membrane. Lineage: Eukaryota; Metazoa; Chordata; Mammalia; Perissodactyla; Rhinocerotidae. The transcript is spliced from 5 exons. The record is from RefSeq and is a predicted model, not a curated record. Gene Ontology annotation, biological process: Ras protein signal transduction; positive regulation of GTPase activity.